Molecule: messenger RNA, 2792 nt
Organism: Mytilus trossulus (common blue mussel)
Lineage: Eukaryota; Metazoa; Mollusca; Bivalvia; Mytilida; Mytilidae
Exons: 6
Coding region: 381-1538 (385 amino acids)
Source: RefSeq, a predicted model, not a curated record
AUAAUAUUAAUAUUUUGCCAUUGAACAUGAUGAAUACAGCUGAACAAUUUCUGGUUAGACAGUUCUAAUAAAGAAUGAAGGAUGUGCUAGUCAUGACUCCUCCCUUUGCAUCAAAAUUGCAGCUAUAGCAAAAAAAGUAUAAUUUACUAAGCUUUAAAUCUGGAAAUUAAAUUUCACAUUUAGCUUUCAUUGGACACAUAUUUUGAUUAUAUUUAUACAGCCCUCCCUUAAUUAUAAAGAUUAACUACAUGUAUCAGUGGACCAUACAUGAUAUUUAAGAGAUUGAAUUUUAGUUCAGAACCAUAAUUCGAGAAAUUCUCCCUAAAACACAGUUGUAACAAAAAUUUGUACCUGUUUAUUAUUUGCAUCACUGUCUUGAUAUGUCGUCUGGAAGCUUUGCUAGUCUUUCAAGUUCUGAAGAUGAUGAUAUUCCUCAUAGUAAAAUCAUUAAUACCAGUACUUCCAGUUUCCAUCUCCAAAUGGAGAACUCAGACUCGGGGUCGGAUGACGGUUCGAAAACAGUGGAUAUAGGUACAUCUAUACAAGAAAAGGGUCCUUCUGAAAGUCCUCUCCGAAAGAAGCAAAGGAAUGCUGUGUUGGCGCCUCUAGAUUUGUCAGCCCCUUCAGAACAGUUUAUGCCUGGAGCAUGCGGUGGACCAGCAGAUAUGGACACACCAAUUUCGAUUCGACGAAGAUUAACUUCAACACCUAACGCCUUUCACACCAGCGCUGCACACAAUAAUGUCAACAUUGAGUCAGUUAAUGAGCUAAUGAAGAGAAUGAUGGAUGCUCAAACUGAGAUUUUGAUGAAGACAUUGACAGAUCAAGGGGAAAAAAUUGAAGAAUUACAUCACUUGUUACAGAGGAUAGAUUUACAUGCAGGAGCUCAGAAAAAAGGAAAAAUAAGAGCUGUCCAUGUUCCUGCUCAUAUUAAGCAAGCUGUUCGUGAUGCUUACAGGCAUAGCACUACAGAAAAAAAUUUAAUCUGGACAUGUAAAACAGCAGCUGGUUCUAUUUUGAAGUAUUCUGCAGAGGUAAAUAAAGAGAUGUCUGAGGCUAUAUGUCUUUAUGUCAAAGGACAAUUUUCAACAACAGAAGAAGGUGUUAUUAAGACUGGUAUUGAGACAUAUUUCAAUACCAUAAAACAAAGGAGACAAAUGGAGGAGGAUGGAAAAAAGGCCUCACACAACAGAAAAAUGGUUUUGUAUGGGAGAAAGAACAGGAAGCUUCAAAAUAGAGUUAAGGCCCUUCAAGCAAAGAAACUACCAGUGCCUGAAGAGGAAAAACUAAUGAAGGCCAUAAAAAUUGAUUUCAUGUCGAGUGAGGACAGUGAUUCUGAAGAUGAAACGCGCCUUAUUACAAGACCUCUGCCAUGGCUGUCGAAAGAUUUUAAAUCUUACAUGGAUAAACUUGACAGUAAAUACCAGAGACAGCUCAAUGCACAAGGCAAAAAGUUAAGAUCUAAGAGAGUUGUUGGCAGGCCAUCAGAGAGGCCUUGUCCCAAUAAAUCCCAAGACCUGUCAUGGGUUUUUGCUUAAGGGCAUAACCUACAUAUUUUUUUGAUUAUUUUUCUUUUGUUUUUUCUGUUUAAUUAAAUGCUGAAUGAUAAUUUGAGUGUCUCUGGUAUUUGCUGUCUUAGAUUUUCCAUCUAAGAUUUCACCACAUUAUUUAUAUAUUUUGGUCAAUGGGAGAUAACUUUGUAUAUUUAACAGUUUACCAAUUGUUAUCUCUUUUUAACAUGUUUGAAAAUUAAUGAACAAUUAAUCUUAAAAGAAAUAUUAUUUUCACUCAAUUGUCCAAGUACAUUUAAUAUUUGAUAGUCAUGUGCAUGAAAUUUCAUAAUUUAGUUGAUAAAAAAUAUUUGUGUGCUAUUUAAUUCAAUUAUACAUAUCAUAAAAUGUCUUUUUUUACUUUUAUCAUAUGUAUUCAUUUGGGGUGAGAUCCUAUAAAAUUUAAAUUAAUGUCUGAGCAGCACAUUGGUUUGAAAUUAGCAGCUAUGUUAUGUUUGCUGUUUUAUUUUUUGCUAUUUGAUGUGUUUGGUUUAUUUUUAGAUUGAAAAUAUUGCAAGCAAGGGAGGUUAUUCAUAAAUAUUCUUAUGAUACCAAACUUUGAAAAUGCUUAUGUUUGCUGUUUGUUAUAACCCUUUUGCAAUGAUUUUUAAACAAGUAAUCAUGUUAAUUUGCCAUAUACCAUUAUUUUGUUGACUAGUUUGAAUUUGAUGUAUAUCUUUACUUAUUUCAAAAAAGUGUUUUUUGUAUAUGUUUACAUAGUAAAAUUAUAGUUAUUGAUAUUACGAAAAUUUUGACAGUUGGAUGUUUUUUCUUGGAUAUUAAUGACAUUUGCCUUGUUACAAAACCUCUGACUAGGCUGUCGAAAGAUUCUAAAUCUUGCAUGGAUAAACUUGGCAGUAAAUACCAGGGACAGCUAAAUGCACAGUGCAAAAAGUUGAGGUCUAAGAAAGCCUUGUCUAAAUAAAUCUCCAGAACUUGCAUUUAAUUGAGUUUGCUUAAGGGCAUAUGACAAAAAAAUAAUCCUUCAAUUUUGAAUAGGGCCAAAUAAAAAGUACACUUUUGGAAUUAGCAAAGAAGAAAAUGACUUCAUGAUUUACUUUUGAAUUAUAGUUUAUAAAGAUUACCAGUAGAUCAGCCUAAGGAAAACCUUUGAAAAUAAGUCAGACAGAAUAUUUUGAUUUCUUGAACUUAACUUGAAGAUUUUUUUAACUAUACAAGAUAAAUAAUUGCUUUCUGAUUUCAACAUUUGAUUUUUACUAUAAAAAUCAUUUACAGGUGCAA